Molecule: messenger RNA, 2835 nt
Organism: Trifolium pratense (red clover)
Lineage: Eukaryota; Viridiplantae; Streptophyta; Magnoliopsida; Fabales; Fabaceae
Exons: 3
Coding region: 381-2648 (755 amino acids)
Molecular function (GO): zinc ion binding
Source: RefSeq, a predicted model, not a curated record
UCUUGAUUUUCCUUUCUCAACCCUCUCAACUUUCUACCCUUUCUCCAUAUUUUCCCAAUCUUCUCCUUCUUACCCUUCUCCUUCUUCUUCUAUUUCCAAUUUUCUCCAAUUCCCCGCCAAUUUUCCAUCAACCACUUUUCAAACACUCAUUCCUUCUCCCUCAAUCCACACAAAAACCCUAAUUUUCCUUCUUCUUCUUUGAUCUCCAUCUCAACACUCUAUUAGCAUUUUUAGCAUUACGAUGGUUCGAUUUCGAUACCCUUUUGGUAUAUGGUGAAGUUCCUCAGGAUCUUGUAACAGUGUCUCGGCCAUAAAACAGUUAUUCGGAUUGUAAGCUGAGGUUUUUGUUGUUGUCGGAGUAUUGAUUUAUUAUAUCUUAAAUGGCUAACCACGAUAUGAUAUUUGGUGAAAGUCUCAAUUUGGAACAUGAUCAUGAACAGCAAUCCGCGCUUGAUCAUAAUCAUAAUUUGGGCCACGGUGAAAACCAUGCAUUGAAAUUGGGACCAGUCCAUGUGCAUCAUUUGGGCUUGGGAGAAACCCAUGAUUAUGAACUGCCCAUGGAACCCAUCGAUGAACAUGAAUUCAGGUUGGCACAAAAGCAUGAUCAAGAAGGUGAUGAUGGUCGAACUUAUGAGCAUGACCAUAAGCCAGCAAUGGAUAAAAAACCUGAACAUGAUAUUGACCAUGACGAGUUGUCCCUUCCUGGACAAAACCACGAGUCGGUCCUGUCGGAGAACAAUGAUCUGACUGUUUCGGGAAGCCAAGGACUUGAUGAGAGCAUGAACCCGACUAUGGUUCAGAACCCAGAAAUGAGCAUUGGUUCUGCCAAUGAUAUGGUUGUUUAUCAGUCACAGUAUAUAGUUUCUUCUACACCCCAUGUAAUUCAAUCUCGUAAAGUUGAUGUAAAUCCAACUUAUGAAUUGUUGGUGGGCCAAGAAUUUCCGGAUGUCAAGAGUUGCCGUAGAGCAUUGAGGGAUACAGCAAUUGCUCUACACUUUGAGAUGCAGACAAUAAAAUCAGACAAGACACGCUUUACUGCUAAAUGUGCUAGUGAAGGAUGUCCUUGGCGCAUUCAUGCAGCAAAGCUCCCAGGUGUACCGACUUUUACCAUCAGGACAAUUCAUGAGAGUCAUACAUGUGGAGGAAUUUCUCAUCUUGGUCAUCAGCAAGCUUCAGUUCAGUGGGUUGCUAGCUCUGUGGAGCAAACGCUGAAGGAGAACCCUAAUUGCAAACCAAAGGAGAUAUUGGAAGAGAUUCAUAGGGUUCAUGGUAUCACCUUAUCGUACAAGCAAGCAUGGAGAGGCAAGGAGCGUAUUAUGGCUGCAAUGCGUGGAUCUUUUGAAGAAGAGUAUCGCUUGCUUCCACAAUACUGUGCACAGGUGAAACGCACAAACCCAGGCAGUAUUGCAUCUGUUUAUGGAAAUCCAUCUGAUAAUUGCUUUCAACGCCUAUUUAUUUCUUUUCAAGCAUCUAUUUAUGGAUUUUUAAAUGCUUGUCGGCCACUCUUGGGGCUUGAUAGAACAUAUCUGAAGAGCAAGUAUCUUGGUACAUUGCUUCUUGCAACUGGAUUUGAUGGUGAUGGGGCUGUCUUUCCUCUUGCAUUUGGUGUUGUUGAUGAGGAGAGUGAUGAUAAUUGGAUGUGGUUUCUCUCUGAACUUCAUAACCUGCUUGAGAUUAAUACUGAAAACAUGCCAAGGCUUACUAUUUUGUCUGAUAGACAGCAGGGAAUUGUGGAUGGCGUUGAUGCGAAUUUUCCUACUGCUUUCCAUGGUUUUUGUAUGUGCCACUUGAGUGACAGCUUCCGUAAGGAAUUUAAUAACACCAUGCUGGUCAAUCUUCUAUGGGAAGCAGCCAAUGCUCUUACUAUAAUUGAAUUUGAAACUAAAGUUUUGGAAAUUGAAGGGAUAUCACAAGAUGCUGCAUAUUGGAUUCAAAGAGUUCCACCACGUCUGUGGGCUACUGCUUAUUUUGAAGGGCAAAGGUUUGGUCAUUCAACAGCUAACAUAGUUGAAGCUUUGAACAGUUGGAUAUUAGAGGCAUCUGGGCUACCAAUAAUUCAAAUGACGGAAUGCAUUAGAAGGCAGCUAAUGACUUGGUUCAAUGAUCGGCGAGAAACCAGUUUACAGUGGUCAUCCAUACUUGUUCCUUCUGCUGAGAGGCGUGUUGCAGAGGCCCUUGAAUGUGCACGCACUUAUCAGGUUCUUCGUGCCAACGAAGCUGAGUUUGAAGUUAUAUCUCCCGAGGGAACCAAUAUAGUUGAUAUAAGGAAUCGCUGCUGUCUUUGUCGUGGUUGGCAGCUUUAUGGCUUACCCUGUGCACAUGCUGUGGCAGCACUUCUAUCCUGCAGGCAGAAUGUUCAUAGAUUCACAGAAAGCUGUUUCACUGUUGCAACUUAUCGCAAGACAUACUCACAAAGCAUACAUCCAAUUCCUGACAAAUCUGUCUGGAAGGAGUUGUCUGAGGGAGAUGCCAAUGUUAGCCAAGUUCAUGAAGUUGUCAUUAACCCUCCUAAAUCACUCAGACCACCUGGACGGCCAAGAAAGAAGAGAGUUCGUGCAGAAGAUCGCGGGCGUGUUAAGCGAUUGGUGCAUUGUAGUCGCUGCAAUCAAACAGGUCACUUUAGAACCACAUGUGCUGCCCCCAUCUAAUAAAUUGGACCAUCCUCAUUAGUUAUUAUUUAUUUUUAGGCUUCAUAGGCUAAUAGCUUACAAUUGCUAGUAAGUGAUGAUGUUAUUUACAUUUGCAUGACAUUAAUGUGAAUUAAUUUGUAGCGGAUAUUCUCCAUGUAGAUAAUAAUAAUCGUUCUUGUGCAAUAAAUCAUAUAUAUUAAUGCCA